Agelaius phoeniceus (red-winged blackbird) is the source of this 1026-nucleotide messenger RNA. Lineage: Eukaryota; Metazoa; Chordata; Aves; Passeriformes; Icteridae. The record is from RefSeq and is a predicted model, not a curated record.
AUGGGGCGGGCAGGGGAGCGGAGACGCGGCGGCACGGGGACGCGGAGCUCCGUGCGACGGCGCCACCCGCCCACCGGUGCCGGUGACCGCCCCGGUGCCACAGCGGCGCGCGCCCGCCCUCCCCGGAGCGCCGCUCGGCCCCUCGCGCAACAAUGCGUGCCCCCCUCAGGCACCGUGGCUCCCCCCGUCCUGAGCGCGAUGGUUUCGUCAAGCCACCGAAUCAGCUGGGAGCGGCAUGUACCACAGCACAUCCCCGGGGGAAGUUGGGGCGGAUCGUGCGGGGCUGAGGCCCGCAGAACCGCCUGGAGCCGCUGCCCUCUUUUGCCUCUACCCAUACGUUGGGCACACAGUGGUACAGCCAGGAACGGGUGGCGGGGUGCUGGUGCCGCUCGCACAUGCGCAGACGGGCCCCUGACGCGGAAGUCUGUCGGAGGGAGCGGGUCCCGGGGGGCCGGGCCGGGCCCGUCCCGUCCCAGGCUGCCGUUCCCGCUGUGCCGGGACCUGCUUCGCCGAGGGACGCUGUUCAAUAUCUUUCACUUGUCCUGGUCGCUGCCAGCGCAGUGUGCCGGGGCCGGGCCGGCUGUGCGCGCUCGGGAGCUCUCCCCGGAGGCUGGGCGGCUCUGGGGGGCUCCGGUGCGGUGCGGGGUGAGGACAGGGACUUGUUCCCUUGGGGCUCCGCUUGGUGAGAGAUCUGGAGGGCCCCGAGGGCGACGCUUGCCCUUCUGUUUGCCUUCUUAUCCUGUAGCUGUUCGUCCUCGGUUGCCUCAGUCCGAACUAAAGCCCUGUAGGUGUUUGACGUACUCAGGGUUCUCCUGGCCUGUGGUGAGCACCAUGAGGAGACGGAGCUGUGGGCUGGCUACAGCCGGGACAAGGCAGGCCGCGCCGGCCCGCUCCGUGCUCUGGGACCUGCAAGAGUCUGGGGUUGCCUGACUCCCAGCUGAUGCAACUCUCUGCCCUCUUUGAAGUGUCUGUGGCUGCAAAACACCCUGUGCACUGACCAGCACCAGGCAAAGCUGUCCCUGGGCA